AUGGAGUUGUGCUCCGGAAGUAGAACCACUGGAUUUCAAAGAAUUAGUACACUUCUUCAAUGCACGUCUUUUGCACAAGCAUUACUAAGAUUUAAGGUCUUCAGCAUUGAGGAAUCUCAUUCGCUGACUGCAGAAGCAUGGGAUGAACUUUCGGGUAUAUUUGAAAACAUAUGUAGUGCUACCAUGAUAGUUGUCCUGAUUGCUGGAGAAGCAAACAUGAUUCCAAAAACAAUAUCAUCAAAAUGUCAGAAAUUCUGUUUUCCAAGACUUAGUAGCAUGGAUGUCACAUUAAAGCUAUUAAGAAUUGUAUCCGAGGAGGCAAUUACAAUCGCAAAAGAAGCUCUGAAACUGAUUGUUGCCGAGGCAGAAGGAUCCUUGAAAGAAGCAGAACACAUAUUGGAUCAGUUAACCAUAUUGGGACCAAGAAUCACUAGUUCCAUGGUCCAACAACUUGUAGGUCUAGUUCCGCAACAUAAACUCGUCAACUUACUCAAAGCAGCUCUUUCUGGAGACAAUAAUAAGACUGUAACAAUUGCCAAGGAAUUGGUCGCAACUGGGAUUGAAGCUGAAGCCAUUGUAUUCCAAUUGACAUCUCUUAUUACAGAUAUACUCACAUGUGCUGCUAUCACUAUUCCUAAUCACUCAGCAUUUGCUGGGCCAUCCGAAGAUGAAGAACUACUUCAAACUGAAUCUCGACUGAUAAAUACUCAAUCAGAGAACUUGUGCUAUGCCUUAAAGAUAUUAGCUGAAGCGGAGAAGCAACCUAGAUCAUCAUUUGACCACAAUGCAUGGUUAUUUGCAGCACUUCUACAAAUUGCUUCAAGUGAUAAUUCUGGUGGAAUAUCCUUAGGAAUUGCCUUUCCAAAGAGGAUAUUUCUACCCUCGGGUGACACAAUCUUAUCCCACAGCAGAAAAUUGGCAAGUCAUCAUUCUACCAGUAAAACUUCUGUGCAACAAAAUGCAUGCAGCAGAGACCUAAACACAACUAACGCAAGCAUGGAUAAGAUAAAGGGAAAGGAGUUGAGAGGAGAUAUGAAAGAAUUCUUGUCCAGCCAUGUGAAGCUUGCAUCAUUAACAGUAUCCAGCGCAACAGCCAAUGUCAUUGUACAUUUGAUGUUCAAAAGAGCUGAAGAGAAGCUUACCGCCCAGAUGUCUGAAGAAAGCAUAUCAAAAGCUCUAGAAACUGCAAUUGGAUGCUCAGUGAUGGUAAAUAUGAGCUUAGAUCCAGCUGAAUUGGGGAUCAUCAAAGAAGAUAGCGGCUCUAACAACAACUGCCAGCCAGAAGAAUGCAAUCAUCCAAGAGAACGGCAGCGGCAAAAACCAUUUCCAGAGAAUGUAUAUACCGCAAAUUCUAGAGCCACACUACACCAAGGCAUAUAUAGGAAAUUGGGUUUUUCAUCAGUUAACAACCCACAGCUCAUUGAGUUGAAAGAUAGCACGUUGAUAUCUGAAAUGCAAGAAGCAAGAGAAAAAGAGGCACAGAGCCAGAUGUUGCCUUUUUCUCGAUCUCUGAUGCAGGAGAACCAAUUGAGAGCCCCCAUUGGUCCCACGACCAAUUCUUUGGGAAAGAAUCAAUUUUUACUAGACAUAGCCCAGACCUUAAGAAAGGAAGAGCCUAAACAUAAAUGGUUGUCGUUGUCCUCUUUUCAGCAAAAUGAUGCAAGUGUCGAGCCAUACAGGCAAGACAUAAUGUUCGAAAAUGCAAAUAUGGACAAAGAGAACGGAGCCAAAAAAGCCAAGAUCUCCCAAAAGGCUAAUCCCAAGUUCAUGAAGUUCACCUUUUGCAGGAGAACAGAGAAAGCAAAGGAUUAUUCAGCUCUUGGAGUUGCACGGAGUUGCUGUGUCAGAAGAAGACAAAUGAAAUUGUAA
Hevea brasiliensis (rubber tree) is the source of this 1869-nucleotide messenger RNA. Its product is annotated as protein STICHEL-like 4. The transcript has 7 exons. NCBI's taxonomy places the organism in Eukaryota, Viridiplantae, Streptophyta, Magnoliopsida, Malpighiales, Euphorbiaceae. Gene Ontology annotation, cellular component: DNA replication factor C complex; nucleus. The coding region runs from base 1 to 1869 and encodes 622 amino acids. Gene Ontology annotation, molecular function: DNA binding; DNA clamp loader activity; DNA-directed DNA polymerase activity. The record is from RefSeq and is a predicted model, not a curated record. Gene Ontology annotation, biological process: DNA-templated DNA replication; DNA repair.